This is a messenger RNA of Colletotrichum truncatum, 1338 nucleotides long. RefSeq names its product glycerol-3-phosphate dehydrogenase. The record is from RefSeq and is a predicted model, not a curated record. NCBI's taxonomy places the organism in Eukaryota, Fungi, Ascomycota, Sordariomycetes, Glomerellales, Glomerellaceae. Gene Ontology annotation, molecular function: glycerol-3-phosphate dehydrogenase [NAD(P)+] activity; NAD binding. Gene Ontology annotation, cellular component: nucleus; cytosol; glycerol-3-phosphate dehydrogenase (FAD) complex. Gene Ontology annotation, biological process: glycerol-3-phosphate catabolic process; carbohydrate metabolic process.
AUGCUCUUCCGUCUACGAUCUGUUGUUUCAAUCGCCAGAAGCAGCUUUCCCCAACGUCGAUUUCAUUCCUCUUCUACAAUGGCUUUUCUCGGCGCCGAUAAGAGACACAAGGUCACCGUGGUGGGCUCUGGUAACUGGGGCUCUACCAUUUGCAAGAUUGUUGCUGAAAACACAAAAGCCCACCCCGACCUGUUUGUGGAAGAUGUCCACAUGUGGGUUUACGAAGAAGAUGUCGUCCUCGACAAGUCCUCACCAUACUAUGACCCCGCUGUUGGCGACUCUCCGCAGAAGCUGACGGCCGUCAUCAACAAACACCACGAAAACACAAAGUACCUCCCCGGUAUCAAGCUCCCCAGCAACAUCAUUGCGAACCCUUCUCUUCAGGAUGCCGUCAAGGACUCCUCCAUCCUCAUCUUCAACCUUCCCCAUCAGUUUAUUGGCAACGUCUGCAAGCAGCUGCGCGGCCACAUUCUCCCCUUUGCCCGCGGCAUCUCCUGCAUCAAGGGUGUAAACGUGACCGAUGACGGCAUCUCGCUCUUCUCCGAGUGGAUCGGCGAUGGUCUCGGAAUCUAUUGCGGUGCCCUCUCCGGUGCCAACAUUGCGUCCGAAAUCGCUGCCGAGAAGUGGUCCGAGACCACCAUUGCCUACGAUCCCCCGCCGAUGGACAACUCCCGUGCGCCCACCCCGCGUUCCACCUCACCUAACGGCAACGGUGUUGCGCCCUUGACGCCCGUUGACAUGCAGCACAAGGACGCCCGUGGCCGCACCUCCAAGACGAAGCUCACCCCCGUCCCGGCCGAGUACCCACCCCUCGACCACCAGAUUUUCAAGACCCUCUUCCACCGUCCCUACUUCCACGUCCGCAUGGUUUCCGACGUUGCCGGUGUCUCCCUUGGCGGUGCCCUCAAGAACAUUGUCGCGCUGGCGGCAGGCUUCGUCGACGGCCGCGGCUGGGGUGACAACGCCAAGGCUGCCAUCAUGCGCGUGGGUUUGCUCGAGAUGGUCAACUUUGGAAAGGAGUUCUUUGGAGAAACGGUGCACGCGGGCACAUUCACCGAGGAGUCGGCCGGCGUGGCGGAUCUGAUUACCUCUUGCAGUGGCGGUCGCAACUUCAGGUGCGCCAAGAUGGCUGUCGCAGAGGGUGUCAGCGUCCAGGAGAUUGAGAAGCGCGAGCUCAACGGCCAGCUGCUGCAGGGUACCAGCACGGCAAAGGAGGUGAACAGCUUCCUCAAGGCGAGGGGGCUGGAGAAGGACUACCCGCUAUUCACCGCCGUGCACGGCAUCCUCGAAGGACGGUACAGCGUUGACGACAUCCCGAGUUUGGUCUCGGAUAGUUAG